This is a messenger RNA of Saccostrea cuccullata (small rock oyster), 1166 nucleotides long. RefSeq lists its product as uncharacterized. Bases 3 to 1166 code for a protein of 387 amino acids. The transcript is spliced from 2 exons. The record is from RefSeq and is a predicted model, not a curated record. NCBI's taxonomy places the organism in Eukaryota, Metazoa, Mollusca, Bivalvia, Ostreida, Ostreidae.
AGAUGUCUUUUUCAAAAUUUUCGGAGAGUGACGUUUUUGAAACUUAUCGAGCCGCAUUUUCUAUUCCUAUUGAUUGGAGUUCGAUUUUUGAAGAUGAAAUUUAUCAAUGGCUUUCGAUAUUUGAAAAAGGAAAGAAUUGUAAUUUGAGUCUCACAAUCCCAGCACUGCUUGGCCUAACUGCAUCGCUUUCCGGACCAAACACUCGUAUAAAGGGGCACGGGAAUGGAUUUUCUACCUCUACGAACCUUUAUCUCUUGGCAGUUUGUGAUCCUGGCGGUGGAAAAUCAAUUACUUUUGAAAACGUUAUAGAACCAGUGUUGUCUCAUAUUUUCGAAAAAACUGGAAUUAGAAUCGGAAACGAAUCAUAUACAUCGGCGGGUUUGCAGAGACACCAGAUUGCGUCGAAAGGGACAGGUAUAAUUACAUCUGAUGAGGGUCACCGAUUCUUGGCAUCCGUCAAUGCCAAACAGGCGAAGGGAGAGGCAGAAAGAUCGUACCUUUGUAAGAUGUGGAGUGGCAAAGGAGAUUAUGUUGAACUGUCAACGGGAAGUAGGGGAUUUCAAAAGACUUCAAUGUCAAUGUGUAUAUACAUUCAGCCUCAUCCGUUAAUGUCAGAAUUGUCUAACUUUAGUGGGGCUGAUGGAUUUAUGGACAGAAUCUUAUUAGUAGUCUCUAGGCCAGUAUUAUUUCCAACUGCAAUUGUCAAAGAGAAUUAUGAAUUAUUGAGGGAAACCGGAAUGGAAAGUGUUAAAGAUACAUUUUAUUACAUGUAUUUGAGCCUCAAGGAAGGGGUGGAAUAUACCCUAUCGGAGGAUGCUCAGAGUGAAUAUGACGGGAUGGUGGAUUCCUAUGCAGAAUUACUAGAUGAGAAAUAUCAGAUGCAUCUGGAUGAAGACGAAAAUAAGGAAAAUGUAAAUGACAUAGACAUUGCCUGCACUCAAACGAACCUGUGCAUGUCCACCAGUAAAGACACCAUACACGUAUUGAGGUUGGCAGCAGCCAUACACAUUCUCUCUGAGUUCCUUAAAGCAACUCUAAUGAAGGUCCUUGAUUUGAACUGGAAAGUCGAGGACGUCAUAUCACUUGCUUGCCUGAGGAGAGCGAGACUGCUUUACAGCUGCCUUGCGAGACAGAAAUCAAUAUUUGCCCAGGUAAUUGUAAUUUAA